Molecule: messenger RNA, 2485 nt
Organism: Hypoxylon fragiforme
Lineage: Eukaryota; Fungi; Ascomycota; Sordariomycetes; Xylariales; Hypoxylaceae
Exons: 6
Coding region: 107-2242 (711 amino acids)
Biological process (GO): mRNA splicing, via spliceosome
Cellular component (GO): nucleus
Molecular function (GO): RNA binding
Source: RefSeq, a predicted model, not a curated record
AUAUAUAUUAUCGUUCGGCUUCUUUCUACGCGCAUGACGCCAACACUUCUAGAAGUCCAUCGCAUACCAACUAUCAUCUCCUCCAAGUCCGGAGUGAGAAAUCAACAUGUAUGACGACUAUGAUCAUCGACCUCGCGAGGACCGCGAGUAUUAUAGACGCAGAUCACCCGCACCCAGGGACAAGCACUAUCGUUCGCGGCAUGAAUCCUCUAGGUCGCCUAGAAGGACCCCUCCAAGGGCACCCAGAGGACCUGGUCUUGAAAGGCCUUACUCACCUUCGUUCGAUCGCGGUCGGGAUCGACACUACGUAGACCAUGACGGCACUCGAGCGCGCCGCCACCCAAGUCCCCGACGCCCCAACUCUGGCGCAUCAUCACCCAACGAUUCCGCCGAUGAUGGCUAUUACCACGACCAUGGUCCAAGCCAUCGAUCUAGGCCUGGCCGGCCCUACCAUACCCUGAAGCUAGAUGGUAUACCCGACAGGAUGACCCCGCGCGAGAUCGAGACCAUCAUACGGGAAAUUGGCGCUGGUGGUCUUGUCGAGGUUCGGAUUAAAUCAGACGAUCGAAAUGGAGCUCGUCGGUGGUAUGCUUUUGCUGAGUUCAGAUCUGAAGAUGAUGCAGUCGACUUCCUCGAAAGACAUUAUCCUUCUUUGGACAUUCCAGUUGGCCACAACUCGUCCAUUCGCAUACCUAUUGAAUAUAGCCGGGAACGUCGGCACGUAGCGAACCCAGAUGAUUGGAAAUGCACCAUGUGUUACUUUGAGAACUUCUCCCGUCGCGUCACUUGUAAGCAAUGCAAGGCGCCUAGAUCUUCGGAGAACACGACUGACAUGAAACUCGACGGUAAAAGCGACGAAUGUCCACAACAAACGCCAUCCCAAUUUAUUGUUAUACGUGAUUUGGCCUCAUCUGUGACUGAGAUUGUUCUGGCUUCUGAGAUGAAGAAGCUCUACGUGACCAAGGAGGACGAGUCAAAGCAGUCAUCUAUUACGCCUAGCAAACUCAAGAGCACAGCUCCAAUUGGCAAUACCAGUGGACUAGGCGCCAAACCAGGCUCGUUGGUACGCGUAUUCGUGAUUCGAGACAAGUAUUCUGACUUGAGUUGCAACUAUGCCUUCUCCGAAUUCUCGACUUUGGACGAUGCUCGAGCAGCUAUGGCCAAGUACAGCGCCUCUCCACAAUUCACCGUUGCUUCGAAACCUGUCACCAUAGCAUUCAUUCAUUCCGGCGUUUUCAUACCCUUCCUCCACCCUGUUCAAGAUGAAGAUCGUCGGUUCACGUUCUCAGCGACACAUAAUCAAUCACUAAGACUUGCUUACUGGAAUCCUUCUGUCUAUGCCAGCGAGUACAUAAUAUUUAACGAGUCUCUAUACGAGGACAAGCCCCAGACUAUGGAACAGCCCAAGAAUGAUCUCGACCGGCCUACGGGAAAAGAUUCUAAGAAAAGGAAGGCAGAGAAAGAUCUUCUCGCACCCAACGGCAAGAAAGUCAUUGCUAUGGCUCCCCAAUUACAGAUGUGGGCAAACAAACAUGCCGAGCUCCAUGGGCCCAAGGAGACGAACGGUAGCGUAGAGCCUACUGACAACAAUGUACCCGCAACCGGUUACAACGCUAUAGGCCCAGCCGGUUCGAGCUUGUCGGGGUCAGCGAAAACGUCAGCGUCAAAGCUCUCUGUGUCCUACGCCGAUCUUGAUCGCAUGUGCUGCCUUCUCUGUAGACGAAAGUUCAAAAGUGAGCCUUCGCUCCGUCGGCAUGAGCAAAUGAGCGACCUACACAAGGCAAAUCUCGAUGAUGAUAUACUCAUUGCCAAAGCAAUCAAGGAUUUGAAAGCUCUCGGUAUGGAACCCAUAUCCAGCUACCGUGAUCGUGCCAAGGAGCGUCGAAUGGCACAUAAUCAACCUAGCAAACCGAAAGCUCCUCUCCCCAGAAAACAUCCUCAGGCGGCCAAGGAGACGGCCUCAGCAACAGAAUCGCCAUCCGUCAAGACUACAGUGUCAAAAGGCGCGGGUUUAUUGGCCAAAAUGGGGUGGGCCAAAGGCGAGGGUCUUGGAGCUGAAGGAGGUGGGCGGACCAAGAUAGUGGAGACUAUGGCCUAUGCCCCUGGUGUUGGUCUCGGAGCGGAAGGCGGUAGGAUUGGGGAUGCUGCUGAAGAGGCUGCUCGAGCUACCAAGAACGAUUAUGCAGAUUUCGUUUCCAAGGCGAAGGACAAAGCAAGGGAACGAUAUGGAAAGAUGAAUUAGCAUGUUAUUUGUUUCUAUAUCUGGAGAGGCCUCUUUACCGUAUUCAAUAGAUACUUACUAGGCACUCUGCAGUUAACUCUGGAAGGUUGGUAAGAUAAGAGCCCAAGUACUAUCACAUCAAUGUAUGAAUAUACAGGGACUCCAUAUGUAUCAGACCUACUCAAUGGAGUGUAACUGUGAAAGGGGAAAGGGGGAUGUGGUGCAAUGUGAACACUCGUAUUAGCUCUGCUUGUUUUUGCAAAU